AUGUCAUAUUUUGGUGGAGGAUCGCAACAAUCGCAAACUAUUAACCCUCAAAACAUUGCUUUAGCCGAGCAAGAACUUGAAAUGGUGACAGAUUUGUUCAAUCGUAUUGUGGACUCUUGCCACGAAAAGUGCAUUAAAUUAGAUAAUGGACAAGGUGAUUUGAGCCAACAAGAUGCAUUAUGUAUUGAUAAUUGUGUGGCCAAAUUCUUUGAGACGAACAGUAAAGUUGGGGAGAAGAUGCAAAAAAUGAGUCAACAAUAA
Mucor mucedo is the source of this 261-nucleotide messenger RNA. RefSeq names its product mitochondrial import inner membrane translocase subunit tim10. The transcript has 2 exons. Gene Ontology annotation, biological process: protein insertion into mitochondrial inner membrane. Lineage: Eukaryota; Fungi; Mucoromycota; Mucoromycetes; Mucorales; Mucoraceae. The record is from RefSeq and is a predicted model, not a curated record. Gene Ontology annotation, cellular component: mitochondrial inner membrane. The coding region runs from base 1 to 261 and encodes 86 amino acids.